AUGGAGGCGUCUCGUGGCCCUCCGCGGGUCAAGAACAAGGCCGCUGCGCCGAUCCAGAUCUCCGCGGAGCAGUUGCUCCGGGAGGCUGUCGAUCGGCAAGAGCCUGGUCUACAGGCCCCGACACAGCGCUUUGCGGAUCUCGAAGAGCUACACGAGUAUCAGGGUCGGAAGCGAAAGGAAUUCGAGGCCUACGUGCAGCGCAAUCGCAUUAACAUGAACAACUGGAUGCGAUAUGCGGCCUGGGAGCUGGAGCAGAAAGAAUUCCGUCGGGCGCGUUCCAUUUUUGAGCGCGCGCUGGACGUUGACUCUACCGCAGUGGUGCUAUGGAUCCGGUACAUUGAAGCGGAAAUGAAGACUCGGAAUAUCAACCACGCCCGCAACCUUUUCGACCGCGCCGUGACGAUCUUGCCGCGCGUGGACAAGCUCUGGUACAAGUAUGUCUACAUGGAGGAGACGCUGGGCAACAUCCCCGGCACCCGCCAGGUUUUCGAGCGGUGGAUGUCGUGGGAGCCGGAGGAGGGCGCAUGGAGCGCAUACAUCAAAAUGGAGAAGCGCUACAACGAAUUCGACAGAGCGCGGGCGAUUCUGCAACGCUUCACGAUCGUUCACCCCGAACCCCGGAAUUGGAUCAAGUGGGCACGGUUUGAAGAAGAAUACGGGACAAGCGAUCUGGUUCGGGAGGUCUAUGGAGCGGCAAUCGAAACGCUCGGCGAGGAUUUCAUGGACGAGAAGCUCUUCGUAGCAUACGCCAAGUUCGAGGCCAAGCUCAAGGAAUAUGAACGUGCACGCGCGAUCUACAAAUACGCCCUGGACCGCAUGCCAAGAUCCAAGUCAAUGGUCUUGCAUAAGGCAUAUACCACCUUUGAGAAGCAGUUCGGUGAUCGGGAAGGGGUCGAAGACGUGAUCUUGUCCAAACGCCGAGUGCAGUACGAAGAGCAACUGAAGGAGAACCCCCGGAAUUACGAUAUCUGGUUCGAUUUUGCCCGACUUGAGGAGACAGCAGGCAACCCAGAGAGGGUGCGAGACGUAUACGAACGAGCCAUUGCGCAGAUUCCCCCGUCACAGGAGAAGAGACACUGGCGCCGAUACAUCUACCUUUGGAUCUUUUACGCCGUGUGGGAGGAGAUGGAAGCCAAGGAUAUGGAGCGCGCCCGACAAAUCUACCAGGAAUGCCUGAAGCUGAUCCCACACAAGAAGUUCACAUUCGCCAAAAUCUGGCUCAUGAAGGCGCAGUUUGAGAUCCGGCAGAUGGAACUGCAGGCUGCCCGGAAGACCCUGGGCCAGGCCAUCGGGAUGUGUCCGAAGGACAAGCUCUUCCGCGGUUACAUUGACCUGGAGCGCCAACUGUUCGAGUUUGUGCGUUGCCGAACCCUGUACGAGAAGCAGAUUGAAUGGAACCCAUCCAAUAGCCAAUCGUGGAUUCAAUUUGCCGAGCUGGAGCGCGGUCUGGACGACACGGACCGAACGAGGGCGAUCUACGAGCUGGGCAUCGAGCAAGCGACGCUUGACAUGCCGGAGUUGGUCUGGAAGUCCUACAUUGACUUUGAGGAGUACGAGGGCGAGUAUGACCGCGUGCGGGCCCUGUACGAGCGUCUCCUCCAGAAGACGGACCACGUGAAAGUCUGGAUCAACUACGCGCGGUUCGAGAUCAACGUCGACGAAGAAGAGGAGGAGGAGGAAGAGGAAGAGGCACGACCGGUCAGCGAGGAAGCCAAGCGGCGGGCGCGAGCGGUGUUCGAGCGGGCCCACAAGGUGUUCAAGGACAAGGAGCUCAAGGAAGAGGUAUGUUCGCUUCCGAGAAUUGGUGGUGAGGUCGAUGCUAACCCCCCUGUACAGCGCGUGGAGCUGCUCAAUGCCUGGCGGUCGUUCGAGAACACGCAUGGAUCCCCGGAGGACAUCGACAAGAUCGAGAAGCAGAUGCCGCGGCGGGUCAAGAAGCGACGCAAGCUGGAGGACGACCGGUACGAGGAGUACAUGGACUACGUGUUCCCGGCAGACGACCAGUCGGCGGCCAACCUGUCGCGGCUGCUGCAGAAGGCGCACCAGUGGAAGCAGGGCCAGACCUAG
This is a messenger RNA of Penicillium lagena, 2067 nucleotides long. RefSeq names its product putative cell cycle control protein (Cwf4) (gene clf1). The record is from RefSeq and is a predicted model, not a curated record. The transcript has a single exon. Gene Ontology annotation, biological process: mRNA splicing, via spliceosome; spliceosomal complex assembly. Bases 1 to 2067 code for a protein of 688 amino acids. Gene Ontology annotation, molecular function: protein binding. NCBI's taxonomy places the organism in Eukaryota, Fungi, Ascomycota, Eurotiomycetes, Eurotiales, Aspergillaceae. Gene Ontology annotation, cellular component: U2-type catalytic step 2 spliceosome; post-mRNA release spliceosomal complex; precatalytic spliceosome.